Molecule: messenger RNA, 1429 nt
Organism: Cucumis sativus (cucumber)
Lineage: Eukaryota; Viridiplantae; Streptophyta; Magnoliopsida; Cucurbitales; Cucurbitaceae
Product: protein ABCI12, chloroplastic
Exons: 7
Coding region: 203-1375 (390 amino acids)
Cellular component (GO): chloroplast
Source: RefSeq, a predicted model, not a curated record
ACAAGGAGAGAGAGAGAGAAGAAGACGACACGUCGACGAAUUAGAUCGAGACGAUCCGUCGUCUUAUCGACGUUCAAAGGAGAAAUUCCACAGAAUCGCCGGAAAACGGAUUCCCGCCAUAUCCAGAAGACACUCCGACGGCACCGAACAGACUAAAGUCCCAAAGAGAGAGCACAGCCUCUUCUUCAUCGAUUCGUUCUCCAUGAGCUGUCCGUACAGUUAUUUUCAAACACUCGCCUAUUCUCUUCCGUCCCCCGUUCACAUUCCCAAAUCCCUAGUUUCCCCAAUUCUCACCUCAAUUUCACCCCUAAGUUCCGGCAAAGUUGGAGCACCUGUUUACUGGACAAUCGUCCUUAAGCCAGUGGUAAAGAGAAGUUUGGGAGUUAGAGCUUCGAAGAGUGAUGAUACUGGAACUGAGAAGUGGCUGAAAUGGAUACCCAAUGGAGCUUUAGCCGCCGAUAAAAUUUUGCGCUCGAUAGCCGGUGCAACCGCCAGCCCAAUCAGCCAGUUCAUUUCGUCGCCAGUCACAUUUCUUCAUUCCGUAGACCCGCGAAUUAAAUUGAUAUGGCUGUUGGCUCUUGUUGUUUUACCAGCUAGAUCAAAUAUCACUAUUCGAUUUGGACUGGUGAUUUUCUUGGCUUUUCUAUCCAUAUGGAUUCUUCCAACCGAGUUAUGGAAGGAUCAACUGGGAAGAGUGUCUAUACUCUCAGGCAUUUUGUUCGUCAUGCUGGGGCUGGGUGCAGACGGUGUGCCAUCCCUCAUCCAAUCAAGAACUCCUCCACCUGGAAUGAUGGGAUUGCCUGAGCUCCCUGCUUCUGUGGGAGGUUACUCGUAUUUAAUUGCAAAGCUUGGCCCUUUAACUUUUACUAGGAAAGGCUUGUCAAUAGCAAGUACAUCAGCAUGCUUGACAUUUGUUGUCUUCCAAAGUGCAAGUCUCUGCCUCACAACCACAGCCCCAGAACAACUUGCAUUUGCGAUACGUUGGUUUAUGCUUCCUUUGGGGUAUUUUGGUGUUCCGGUUGCUGAAAUCACACUCACUCUUUUACUUUCUUUGAGAUUCGUUAGUCUCGUGUUUGAUGAGGUUCGAAAUGUUGCGUUAGGAAUUGUAUCCCGCAGGAUAAACUGGCAAAUGUUGACCACAAUGGAGACAGUUGAUGUUUUCUUUACUUAUCUCCGUCGCAUCUUCAAAAAUAUUUUUAGCCAUGCGGAGCAGAUUUCUCAGGCAAUGAUUGUUAGAGGUUUUCGAGGAGAUAGCAGCAGUCAUAAGCUAUAUUUCUUGUCAAAUUCAUCAAGCAGAAUGGCAAAUAUUCUCUCCCUGUUAUGCUUGAUUGGUGUCAUCAGUGCUUCUGUUUUCUUUGACAAAGUCAUCAUCUGAUACCUACUUCCAAUUUUUGCCAUCUUCUCUCCCUGCUAAAGCUGUUGCAAGUGA